Messenger RNA from Periophthalmus magnuspinnatus, 10477 nucleotides. RefSeq names its product ATM serine/threonine kinase (gene atm). Gene Ontology annotation, molecular function: protein serine/threonine kinase activity; protein binding. The transcript is spliced from 63 exons. The record is from RefSeq and is a predicted model, not a curated record. Lineage: Eukaryota; Metazoa; Chordata; Actinopteri; Gobiiformes; Gobiidae. Gene Ontology annotation, biological process: DNA repair. The coding region runs from base 136 to 9387 and encodes 3083 amino acids.
CAUGCAAAGUUGUCAAGAGGAGAGCAAGUUUGUGGACACUACUUCAUCUUCCUAGUCGUGAACCACGUAGCAUACAGGCAUACAUCUAACAGAUUUGGGUACCAGAAGUUACAAAGACACUAAAAGCUCUGCACAAUGAGCCUGGCACUUCAUGAGCUCCUGGUGUGCUGCAAAGGCCUGGAGAGUGACAAAGCAACAGAAAGAAAAAAAGAGGCUGACCGCUUUAGAAGACUUCUCCGUUCCCCAGACAUUGUACAGGAGCUGGAUCGUACAUCUGGAGAUAAAAAUAAAGGCUCUAAGCAGCUCACAUGGGAUGCUGUUUUCAGAUUUCUGCAGCGUUAUGUCCAGAGAGAAACAGAAAGCAUACAGUCCAGCAGAGCCAAUGUCACAUCAACAACAUUGGCGACACGCAAAAAGAAGAUGGCAGAGAUGUGUAGUUUGAUUAAGUUCUUCAUACGCUAUGCAAACAAACGUGGGCCCCGGCUAAAGUGCAGUGAGCUCUUAAAACAUGUAAUGGAUGUGCUCCAGUCUUCAUACAGCUGUUCAUUCUAUGGUGAAGACUACAGUAGCCUCUUGGACAAGGACAUACUCUCUGUCCGCAAGUACUGGUGUGACAUCACUCCCCAGCAGUGGCAUAGUAUUUUGGAGUUUUACUGUGGCUUGUUUAUUACUUCAUCCAAGUCCAUCAACCGCGUGUUAGUUAGUAGAGUUAUUCAUACCAUAGUCCAGGGUUGCUGCAUGCAGACAGAUGGGGUUGACAACAUCCUAUUUUCAUUUUUUUCCAAAGCACUUCUGAAUGCAAGGCAAGAGAAGCACCUGACUGUUAUAGAACAUCUGGUCUCAGCUUUAAACAUCUUUUUGAAAUCUGCUUCAAUGAACUCCCGAAUGAGGGUAUGCCGCCUGGGAGAGGACCUUUUGCAACCUUUGCUGUUUGUGUGGGCAGAUAUGAGACCGAGUGCCAAUCUCAAAGAGGAGAUUGUAGAGUUCUGUCAAUUACAAAUCUGUGUUCACCAUCCCAAAGGGGCCAGGACACAGGAGACAGGUGCCCAUGCUGAGGACUGGACAAGGUGGCACGGCCUGUUGUACAGCAUGUAUGAUACUUUAGUCCGAGAGAUCAGUGAUAUUGGCAGCAGAGGAAAAUACCUUGCAGGAACCCGAAACAUUGCACUCAAAGACGGUCUAGUACAACUUACAGCUGACAUAUGUCACAUGUUUUUUAGCGAGAGGAAUGAUGUGCAGUCUUUGGAGGUGACUCAGACCUCAUUUAGAGCCACACAAAUGGGAAGUCCCACUCAUGGAGCAGCCAGUAAACGACGUCGCAUAGAACUAAGCUGGGAGGUCCUUCGUGACCGCCUGCUGCCUCAGCAAAGGGACUUUGAUAUUAUACCAUGGCUGCAGAUUACCACACUGCUUAUUUCCAAGUAUUCGUCAGUGGUACCUGCUCAGGAGCUUGCCCCUUUGCUGUCAGUGCUGUACCAGCUGCUGGCUGAGCAGCGCAGAGGGGAGAGGGGACUGUAUGUACUCCGCUGUCUGAAAGAAGUGGCCUCCUGUCAGGCCAAAGACCCUAGCAGAUUUCACACGUGCAGGGCAGAGCUGAGCAGACUCUGGUGUAAAGUUUGGUCUUUGACCCUACGGAGGGUCAGCUCAACACAUAUAGAGGGCCCAAGUCUUGAUCUGCUAGCAUCUAUUGUCCAUGGAGAACUGAUUAAUAUGGAUAGAGAGUUCUGGAAACUCUUCUCUGGAUCAGCAUGUAAACCUUCAAAGCAUGCCGCCCAGUGUUUGGCUCAGGCCCUGAUGACUUGGCCUGUCCCUAACGUCUUUCUUGGGGGUCGAGGAUGGGCAAGUGUAGGGCUGGUGGAUGGACUUGUGUCCUCAAACCUAAAGGACACUAUCACUGAAUGGCUUCUAAUGAGUGACCAGAGUGAUGAACUUGAGGACAACUCUAGGCCUCACCCCAUCAUCUGCAGAGACUUCCCUGACUAUCUUAUUGCAAGUAUCCUAGUGUCUUUAACCUUUAAAGACACUAGAGCAGGGCUCAGGUUCCUUCUUAGUUGGGAUGAAGUGAAGAGAACUGUGAACCAGGAUAAUUUACAACCAAAUACACACCUUAUGGAGGAGAUCGAGUUGCUCUUUGUACAGUUUAGCUUUAACAGCACCCACCUGGAAAAACAAGAAUUUAGUGGGGAAAAGCAAAAGGAAAAACCUCCUUGCCAGUUUACUGCUUUUCCUGGUCCUAGAAAUGAGUUGGAGAAAUCCUUACUUUUUGUGGCUGACAAUCUACUCAACUGCUACUCACCAGAUUCCUCAUCCACUCCUCCAGAGUGUCUGGUGCGAUGUUUCAGUCUGCUGACCAGUGUUUUAGCUGCUUAUGUUGCCACUGGAUUUCUGACAGAAGAGGAUGCAUGUUGCUCUCCUCUCUUCCACAAAGCAAAAGCUGUUGCACAGGACUUCAGUGGUUUUAUUUCUAAUGUGAAGGUGAAAUUGACAGAAGAAGGAACCAUGACUACACUGAUGUCUGUCAUGAAGCUUUGUGCCGAAUCAGCCAAAAGCAAAAAUAAGAAUAAUGCCUUUUUUAUUUCUUCGAGGCUGUUCAUGAUGGGAUUACCUGGGAGUCUCCUGAGUGAACUUGCUGAGCUCUGCAAGUUACUGCUGAGCAGUGUUUCCAAGAGGGCGGUGGCGGAAGAUGAUCCCAUGGAAGAUGAAUUUAACAUGACUAGAACCCAACAUGGAGAUGACAAUGACUUAUUUGAGGAUGAAGAGAAUCCUCAUACCAGCGCCAAUGGCACUCAUGAACCAAAGGGAGAUGCAGACACCUCCACAGGGCCAGGUGCAAAAUGUCCAUUAGCAGACAACAGCCUGGCUCUCCAGGACCAGGCUCUUCUCCCCAUCCUGGAGUUCCUGUGUGUGUGUGCGUCCUUGCCAACUGUCCAUGGCCUGCUCUUUAAACCACAGGAGGUACGACACAGGCUGCUACUACUUUUGAGACAUAUUGACUUUACUAAACCACUCCACCUUCACAUGUAUCUUGUCUUGUUAAAAAAGCUUCCUGCUGAGGACUCACUUACACCAGAGGAGUUUGAUUCUCUGCUCAGUCCACUGGCAGACCUGUGCUCAAUGUAUCGACAGGACCAAGAGAUUUGUGCUGCAGUUCUCUUGGCUUUACUGCCCUCUAUCAAAACUUUAGGCAGGACACAGUACACGCCAGAAGAGAUGAAGCAUGUUAAUGGAUCUUUACUACAAGUUCUGUCUGGGUUUUGUUUCCUCAGCCAAACUGGGAAAUGCAUGGCUACUGUACGUACAGCUUUGAUCAGAUGCCUUGUUGCACUCUUAGAGACUGACCCAUGCUGCAAAUGGGCCAUUCUGAGUGUUAAAGAGGAGGAGAAUCCAGUAUCUGUUAUUCUUCCAUGUCACCUGGCAGAUUCACAUCACCAAGUCCGGAUGCUAGUAGCAUUGUCAGUGGAAAGGUUAUUUGUGGACACAAGACAAAAUAAUCUAAAAAUGUUACCACUAAAAAAUCAGCAGGAAGCAUUUGAAAACCUUUAUCUGAAGGCUCAAGAAGCCAUGGGACUCCAUAGACACAUUUCUUCAGAGGAAAAACCAGAUGAAAUGUUUAAUCGUAAAGCUGCUCUCUUAAAAACUCUGUCCUCAGUGUUGUGCUGUAGUCCAGUGUGUGAAAAACAGGCAUUGUUUGCUUUGCUGCAGUCAUACAAGGAGAAUGAUAUUGAAGAACAGCUGAUUAAAAAGAUGUUGUGCACCGUGUCUAACGAGUUGGGCUAUAAAAAUGUGAAAACAAUGGUUACCUCUCAUCUGCAUUACUUGAUUGCAGAGUGGCUAACACUGCGAGUGUCAGAUGAUCGUUACACUCUGGGUUCAUUUCCAAGCACCCUUCUGGAUCAUAACACUGUCAAGGAGUUUUACAACUCUAGCUAUCCUGUGUUGGUACCCCACCUGGUCUUCUUGGAUGACUUUGAGCAAGUGAAGUCUAUCAGCAGAUACGUGGAUAAGGACUGGAGAGACUUGCUUGCUGACUGCUUCCCAAAGAUCAUGGUCAACAUCCUGCCGUACUUUGCACUGCCUGGUCAAGACGCUCAGGUGACAGAGCAGAGGGAGAAGGCCCACAGAGUAUAUGACCUGCUCAAGGAACCCAACUGUCUAGGCAAACAGCAAAUUGACAACCUAAUCCACAGUAAUCUGGCCGAUAUUGUGGUAGAGCUUCUAAUGACUUUAUAUGAAGGAAGUGGUGCCGAUGGAGACGGAGAUGUAGGUGAUUUGAAAAACUUCACUGGGGAACUGGAUCCUGUACCAAAUCCUCCAUACUUUACUUCUCAUGUCAUCCGAGCUACACUGGAUUACCUUAGCAAGUGCCACAGUGCUAACCAUAAAUCCUUGGUAGCCAUUUUGUCCAAAAACCCUAGUUCAAUCCAAAGAAUAUUGCUCUGUGUGUGUGAGAAGGCUGCAGAGACAACCAAUAACUAUGAGCGCCACCGCAUCCUGAUGAUGUACUACUUGUUUGUGAAUCUGCUCCUGAAGGAGGUCAAGGACGGGCUGGGCGGAGCCUGGGCCUUUGUGCUCAGAGACAUCAUCUACACACUUAUACACCACCUUAGCAGCCCGCCAGGGCAGUGUGAUGAGGUGUCUGGGCGCAGCCUGGCUUUGUGCUGUGACCUUCUGACUUCAGUUUGCAAGGCAUCCCUUCAGUUCUGUGACGAUGCACUAGACUCCCACCUGCAGGUCAUUGCUGGGACUCUUACAGCACAAGUAACUGCCCAACCUAGCAUUUCUCAACAGGUUCUCAGUCUGUUGCGGCUUUUAGUAGUAGACAAUAUGCAGAAGUUGAAAGGAGCGAUCUGCAAGCUGGAUCCUUUUCCUGACCUGCCAGAGUUCAGAGAGCUGAGGACAGUACAGCAGAAGCUCAAAUACAACACUGGGACAUUUACACUAAGACAGGAGAUUGCACACUUUCUGUCACUGAUACCGUGUGAGUCCUUACCUCUGACCAGGUUAGAGGGUCUGAAGGAACUGACCAGACAACUGCAUGCCAACAAGGCACAAAUAAAAGAGCUUCUCAAAGAAUGUCAAAGUGACCCCACAGAUAGCAUCUUGGUGAAGUUGGUCCUUUCACUUCUUAAUCUUUGUAAACUAGCAGUGAAUCACCCUGAAGGAAUGGACAUUCUUGUUGCUGCUGGGAGCUGUCUUGGAGAAUUGGGCCCAGUUGACUUUUCUACCACAGCGUUGCUUCAUGGCAGAGAUCCUCUGUAUAAGGCUGCUUCUGACGUCAGCUCCUCUGAUUCUCAGUGUAUCUACAUCAUCCUCAACUGCAUCAAUAACACUCUCACUGACCGACGGAUUGAGGUGAGAAAGGCCUCAGCCCAGUGUGCAAAGAACAUUUUGGCAUCUCAAUGUGGAGUGGACUUCUGGGAGGAAUACAAGGACAACAGAGACCCAAUGCUAGCCUACCUCAACCCCUUUCGCAAGACUAAGAUGGAGGCUGUGGAUGUGAGUGCAGAACAACGUAAGGAUGCCCGAGAGAAGCUGCAGAAUCAGGGGUUUUGGAUUCCUGAGGUAGGAGGACACAAAGCCUGGCUCACAUCUCUGUGCACUGCCCUUCUUGACAGUGGAGGAGUCAGGAAUGAGGCACUGUUGCUGACACGACCUCUGUGCCUGGUGAAAGUGUCCAGCUGUCAGAAGUUUUUGUCUCUUUUUGUCCACUCAGUGUUGCAGGAUGAUCCAGGUGGUUCAUGGAGGGCAAUUCUAUCCCCUCGCAUUCAAGACUUUUUCAGCUUUUUCUCCAAAAGCACCACAGGGUCUAGUCGCUCUGCCACACCCAUCAACUCUAGCCCUGUGUCAGAUGUUGCAAGUCAUGGUUUCUAUGACAAAGCCUCUCUUCGUACAAUGUUAUCAGUUAUUGACUAUCUGAGACAUCAACCAAGACCUCUGACAUCUGGAAGUAACUCUUGUGGCACGAUUUGUCACUCAAACUUCUGGUUGGACCUGAACUACCUGGAGGUGGCCAAAGCAGCACAGUCCUGCUCAGCUCACUUCACUGCUCUUCUCUACACAGAGAUCUAUGUCGAUAAAAUCAAGGCUAACUUGGAAGACAAUAAAAGAAGCAGACCCAAAGCAACACGUAGAAUCAACUUUGAAGACAACAGUCAGAAUUUGACCAUCUCUAGCCUGACUGAAAAGAGCAUGGAGGACACAAACAUCAACUUACAGGACCUGCUGAUUGAAGUGUACCGCAGCAUUGGAGAGCCCGACAGUCUAUAUGGCUGUGGAGGGGAGACCAUGACCAGUUCUUUGACCAGGAUUCGAACAUAUGAGCAUGAAGCAAAUUGGGGUAAGGCCUUGACAUCAUAUGAUCUUCACUCUUCUCUGCCGGAAGCCAUACGACAAGUAGGCAUUGUAAAGGGGCUGCAGAACUUUGGUCUGAGCAGUAUACUGUCCACCUACAUGAGGGGCCUGGAGAGUGAAGGGCAGGAGUGGGGGGCGGAGCUCAGAGAGCUACGUUUUCAGGCUGCCUGGAGGAACACUCAGUGGGAUUUUGAUAUUUCAGAGAAAAGUGACAAAACAAAACUUGGCUUCCACGAGUUUGUGUUCUGUACCUUGCAGGCCUUGAGAGACAAAGAAUUCUCAGUAUUUGAUGAUAGCAUAAAAGAUGCAAGAGGAGCAGAGGUGGAGGAGCUGUGCAGAGGCAGUCUAGAAGCUGUGUCUUCUUUAUAUCCUGCUUUAAGAAAUCUGCAAACCAUCAGGGAACUAGAGGGUGCUAAACGCCUGUUCUCUAGGCCUUUCUCAGACGUAGCCCUAAAAGUGGUGUACAGCCAGUGGCAGCAGCACCUGCAGUUGUUAGUGGACAGUGACUUCUCUUUAGUAGAGCCUAUUCUGGCCGUGCGGUCUGUGGCCCAUCAGACUCUGCUCUCUACACUGGAGGAACCAGAUAGUGUCCAGUACCUCAGCUCUGUGCUCACGGACCACCUCAUGGAGCUGUGCCGGCUUGCUCGGAGGGCUGGAAACACACAGUUAGCAGAGCGAGCGGUUUUUCAAAUGAAACCACACAGUAGUGGUGUUUCCUGGGAAUCAAACUGUAUAGCGUCGUGGCAACUGGAGGAGGCCCAGGUGUUUUGGGCCAAAGGAGAGCAAGAGCUGGCUCUGGGUCUGCUGAGAAAGAUGAUACACCACUUAGAGGAGAAGGUGGAUUUUAACCCUGCAGUUGUCCCAGUCUACACUGAAUGUCUGAGGCUGUGUGGGAACUGGCUGGCUGAAACCUGUCUGGAAAGUCCUGGAGUUAUACUGGAGAAGUACCUAGAGAGAGCUGUGGAAGUCAUUGAGAGUAGAUCCGAAGCACAAGACUCGCGACUUCAGAGCCAAAGGACAGAGGCCUUUCUGUCUCUGGCUCGCUUUUCUGACGCACAGUACCAGAGCAUUGACAAAUACAUGAGCUCUUCUGAGUUUGAGAACAAGCAAGCCCUGCUAGAGAAAGCCAAAGAGGAGGUGGAUUUGAUGAGACAGCGCAAAGUCACAUCUAACAGGUACACAAUAAAGGUCCAGAGAGAGCUGGAGCUCGAUCAGAAGGCACUGUCUAAUCUGCAGACUGACCGACAGCGCUUCCUGUGUAAAGCUGUUGAGAACUACAUCCAGUGUUUAGAGCAGGGCGAGGAGCACGACACCUGGGUCUUCAGACUGGCCUCCCUCUGGCUCAAGAACAAAGACCACAAGGAUGUGAAUGACAUGAUGAAGAAAGGGGUAAAAAAAAUUCCCUCCUACAAGUUUUUGCCUCUUAUGUAUCAGCUGGCAGCUCGGAUGGGAACCAGAAUGACCACUACUACCAUUGAAGAUGUGGGCUUUCAUGAUGUUCUCACUGAGCUCAUUUGCCGCUCGUCACUGGAGCACCCUCAUCACACACUGUUCAUCAUCUUCGCUCUGGUAAACGCCAACAAAGAUGAGAACAUUUGUCGAUCUCGCUUAUCCAAGAGUGCGCCACGACAACCCUCACAGUUUGACCUGGAGAGGUCAAACGUUGCACUCAAAAUCAUCAGCGCUAUCAAGAAGAAGAGAGCCCACAUGAUCCAGAGCAUUGAGCGCCUGUGCGAUGCCUACAUCACUCUGGCUUACAUGGACGCCAGCCGACACAAGGCAGAGAAAAAAGCUAUUCCCAUUCCUGCUGACCAGCCCAUCAUGCAAAUUAAGUACUUGGAUGAGGUUGCGAUCCCAACAAUGGAGAUAAAGGUUGACCCAUCCGGCUGCUAUGAAGACAUAGUCACCAUCAACGGCUUUCUUCCACAAUAUCACCUGGCUGGAGGAGUCAACCUGCCCAAGAUCAUUGACUGUGUGGGAUCUGAUGGCAAGAGCAGAAGGCAGCUGGUUAAAGGUCAGGACGAUUUACGACAGGAUGCAGUGAUGCAGCAGGUCUUUAGCAUGUGCUCCAUGCUUCUACAACGCAACACAGACACUCGAAAACGAAAGCUCAACAUCAGACGAUACAAGGUUGUACCCUUCUCUCAGCGCAGUGGUGUGUUGGAGUGGUGCUCGGGCACAGUUCCUAUUGGGGAUUUUCUGGCUGACCCCAACAAAGGAGCCCACAAACGCUUUCGACCUCAAGACUGGACCAGCCUGGCCUGCCGCAAGAAAAUGAUAGAAGCCCAUAAGAUGGCCUUUGACGAGAAACUCCAGGCCUACCUGGAGGUGUGCCGUAACUUCAGGCCGGUCUUUAGGUACUUCUGCAUGGAGAAGUUUCUGGACCCCGCUGUGUGGAUGGAGAAACGACUGGCCUACACUCGGAGUGUCGCUACUUCCUCUAUAGUUGGAUACAUUGUGGGUCUUGGGGACAGACACAUUCAGAACAUCCUGGUGGAUGAACAAACUGCUGAACUGGUGCACAUUGAUUUAGGUGUUGCCUUUGAGCAAGGGAAAAUCCUCCCCACCCCAGAGACGGUUCCAUUCAGGCUGUCUAGAGACAUUGUGGAUGGUAUGGGCAUCACUGGUGUGGAAGGAGUUUUUAGAAGGUGUUGUGAAAAGACCAUGGAGGUGAUGAGGAGCUCCCAAGAGGCCUUACUGACUAUUGUAGAGGUGUUGCUGUAUGACCCAUUGUUCGAUUGGACCAUGAACCCUCUGAAAGCCUUCUGCCUCCAGCACGAUGAGCAACAGGAGCUCAAUGCAACUCUAAGCUCCACUAUGGGAGCAGAUGACCUGGACAACCACCGCAAAUCAAGUGACAGUCAAAGCUCCAACAAAGUAGCCGAGCGAGUGCUGCUGAGGCUCCAGGAGAAACUGAAGGGCGUGGAAGAGGGUACAGUGCUCAGUGUGGGAGGACAAGUCAACCUGCUCAUCCAACAAGCCAUGGACCCCAAGAACCUGAGUCGGCUGUUCCCGGGCUGGCAGGCCUGGGUCUAGGACCAAAGAUCAGGGACAUAGUGAUAUUCUGGUUUCUAUGUAAUUUUAAUUCAAUUGCAUUGUUUUUGAUUCAAUUUUUUUUUUUACAUCCUUAAAAUCAACUCAAUCAACUCAAAACAACUGGGACCAGAUUAAAUAUUUGUGUAGGAUGCAAAAGGAUUGACAAGAAGGGUGCUUGAACAGGCUACCUUUUCUCACCCAAUGUGCACAUUGUUGUAGAGGUGGAUGAUAUGCUAAAAAAUGAUCACAAUUUUCAUAGAGAGCAGUCACUAUUUCUGUUUUGUCACAAUUUCAUGUAUAUGAAGUAGAUUUUAACUACUACUACCUGCUUCUUCUGAGAGUUCACACCAAACAGAAUGUCGACACCGGGAUCAGAUCACAUUACGGUUUUCAUUGCCAUAUUACCCAUCCCUACGUUAUUGUAUAUUUUGUGUUUAUGUUACAGUGUUAUCAGCAUAGAACUAGAGAGAAGUGCUCCAAACGUUUUACUUGAAAUUAUGCCGCUUUGCACUCCCCUUUGAAUGAAGACACCUUGGGCACUCAUUUGGGCAGACAUUUGACCAAAAGACAUGCAGUUUGGAUUACAGUAUUAAAUUAAAUUGAUGAUGGGGAUGUUCUUGCAUUUAUAAAAUUGCAGUGAGUGGAGUCACUUCUCCACAGAUCUGAUUUGUAACCUGGCCUGGUGGUGUCAUUUGGUUGUCACAGUUGUAAAAAAUAAUAAGUAAUAAUCUUACUGUAGAGCAUUUCAGGUAAAGCAAUGACAGCAGGUGUUGUUACCCUGUGCUAGAAAAAUUACAUAAUGCACUUUUAUCUGCUGCUGUAUUUGAUUCUCUGCCCAUGAAGAUGUGAUGAAUUUGAUAUCGAUGAAAGCUGUGAAUAUGCAAUUCCAUUCACAAUUCAUUACAUGCCUUAUAUAUAAUCUUUUCUUUUUUCUUUUUUCUUUUUUUUUUUUACAUAUUCCUGUAUUUUUCCUGGUAGCUUUGUCUCUAUGGUUUUGAAGUUCACCAUAAACUCACAAUUUGUUCAAAAUGUACAAUUUGUGUGUUAUAAAAACUACCUAGAAAUAUUAAAUUCGUGAAAAUUAUAUUGU